This is a messenger RNA of Talaromyces proteolyticus, 3048 nucleotides long. RefSeq lists its product as uncharacterized. Lineage: Eukaryota; Fungi; Ascomycota; Eurotiomycetes; Eurotiales; Trichocomaceae. Gene Ontology annotation, biological process: glutathione metabolic process. Bases 1 to 3048 code for a protein of 1015 amino acids. Gene Ontology annotation, cellular component: cytosol. The transcript has 6 exons. Gene Ontology annotation, molecular function: 5-oxoprolinase (ATP-hydrolyzing) activity. The record is from RefSeq and is a predicted model, not a curated record.
AUGGCGGUACAUUCAUACAGAAUCGGUGUCGAUGUGGGCGGCACAAAUACUGAUUGUGCUAUAAUCGACGUGACAGCUACUGACAAUCCAUCACGGGGUGUCUGCGCGUCCUGUAAAACCCCCACUACAACCGAUGUCACCUCCGGAAUAUAUACAGCUAUUGUCAAUGUGCUGGCAAAGUCACAGGUCAAUCGGAAAGAUGUUCAAAGUGUCUCCAUUGGGACGACACACUUUGUCAAUGCUGUCGUAGAAGCUGAUCCUCGUCGGCUUAGCAAAGUGGCCGUGAUCAGACUGUGUGGUCCAUUCACCAGAGCAAUUCCCCCUUUUGCAGACUUUCCUCAACGAUUACGAGAUAUCAUGGCGGGUCCGCUUUUUUAUCUUGAUGGGGGGCUCGAAAUAGACGGAAGAGAAAUCAGUGCCAUUUCUCCCAAGCAGAUUGAAGAUGCAGUCGCCCAAAUUAAGAAGGCUGGAAUCUCCACCGUCGCCCUUGUUGGCGUGUUUUCACCCCUAGACCACCAAGGAACUCAGGAGGAAGCUUGCAAGAAGAUAAUUCUCGAUUUGGAACCGUCUCUCUCAGUUGUCUGCUCAUCUAAGAUAGGAAACGUUGGUCUUUUAGAACGUGAGAACGCGACAAUACUGAAUGCUUCCAUAUUGAAUCUGGCUCGAAAGACCGUGCGUGCUUUUUGCAAGGCCAUGAAUGAUCUUCAAUUGCAUUGUACAUUAUUCUUGACGCAGAAUGAUGGUACUCUUACGGAUGCGGCCACCGCAGCCGAGCUACCAAUAAAAACGUUUGCCAGUGGACCAACAAACAGCUUGACGGGAGCUGCAUAUCUCGCCAAUCUGGAUCGUAGAAUGGGAAAUUCCGAUAUUGCUGCAGAUACUCAGAUCCUUGUCAUGGACAUCGGAGGAACUACAACCGAUGUUUGUGCCUUAUUGCCUUCUGGGUUCCCCCGAAAAGCGCCAAAUUUUGUUGAGGUUGGCGGAGUCAGGACGGCGUUUUCCAUUCCCGAGGUACUGUCCGUCGGUUUGGGUGGUGGCAGUCUCAUCCGAGUAGAUGAACUUUUGGGUACUGUCGCGGUUGGACCUGACUCAGUUGGCUACCGUCUUGGAAGUGAUGCUUUAGUAUUCGGCGGUGAUAUUAUGACAUCGACAGAUAUCGUAGCCGCGAGUGGCAGUGCAGAUAUUGGCGAUGUAUCCAAGGCUAAGCAUAUCCCUGACACAAUACUUGUCAAAGCACGAGCGGGGAUUAAGAAUAUACUGGAACGUACCAUCGAUGAUAUGAAGAUUUCCGACCUGCCUGUUACUCUCCUUCUUGUGGGUGGUGGCUCCAUUAUUUGUAUGGACUCUCUCGAUGGUGUAGCCAAAUGUAUCAUUCCACCUCACCAUGAUUCCGCUAAUGCUGUCGGAGCAGCAAUUGCUAAAGUUUCUGGUGAGGUGGAUGUCAUUGAAAUUCUUGAGAACAGAGAUGAGAGAGUUGUGGUAGAAGCAGCCAAGCAGCAAGCUAUCCAGGCUGCGAUUGCGCGUGGAGCUGACAAGAAUGAUGCUAAAGUUGUCGAAGUGGAGAAAAUCCCAUUGCAAUACGUCACUAACAAGGCUAUCAGGUUAGUAGUCAAGGCUGUCGGCAAAUUGAGCACAUCAAAUCUCGCAGCGAACUCCGUAUCAGAGCAGUCAGCGAACACGGAGUGGCUGUCAAAUGAUGACGCGCAGAUAUCGCAGCAGGAAACAGAAAGAGAUACAACUUCAGCGAUAUCUAAAGAUCAAACUUUAUUGUCGUCAACAAAAGAUUUCACUCCUAUUGAAUUCGUUUCAUACAGGCCGGAGGUAUUAAACAAUGUAUGGUAUCUCUCCGCCAUUGACCUGGAAUUCAUUGCCACUGGUACCGGAGUUCUCGGCACAGGAGGAGGAGGGUCUUCGUAUCUAGAGUACCUUCAGUGCCUUCACUGUCUGCGAUCCCCUGAGUCAAAAGGACGGAUGAGAGUUGUAGCACCCGAAUACAUGAAGGACACCGAUGUAUGUGUAUUUGGAUCCUGGUAUGGUGCACCAAGUGUCACAAGCGAACGACUCCCUACCGGAUCAGAAAUCAUGACGGCCAUUGAUUACUCAGUUCAGUUAUCAAAGCACUCUCACUUUGAGGCAGUAAUCGCCGAUGAGAUUGGUGGGGGCAAUGGCAUGUCGACAUUUCCAACCUCUAGCUUUUAUGAUAUCCCAGUCAUUGAUGGCGAUUUGAUGGGGCGAGCAUAUCCCACGAUGGAGCAUGGGAUACCGUAUGUUUACGGACAUCCGAUAACACCUUGCGUUAUAGCAGAUUCUAGGAAUAAUGUUGGCGUUGUGAUGAGUGCCGAAUCCAACAAUCGGGUUGAAGGGAUGCUGCGAUCCCAAUGUGUGAAUCUCGGUAUCAAAGCCGCCGUCGCCGCCGUUCCGUUGACCUGCGAUAUCAUCAAAGAGUAUUGCAUUCCGAAUACUGUAUCACAAACGUGGUAUAUUGGCCGAGCGAUUCAUCAAGCCCGGAGAUCCAAGACUAAUAUCGUAAAGUCGAUAUUUGAUAUCUCACCCGGAAGGUUACUAUUCAGCGGAAAAAUCAUCGAUGUUAAAAGAGACGUCAGCCGUGGAUACACAAUGGGUCAUUGUACUAUUGAACCCUUGACAGGAGAUGAAAUGGAAGACUUCAAUGAAAUCCAUUCGACAAAGGAAGAAAACGAGAAGCGCUGCAUAGUACUCCCAUUCCAAAACGAGUUCCUAUACGCAGCAUAUGUCGAAAAUUUAAUUAGUGCAGACGACUCAUCAAAACACGAUGUAAUUUGUUCGGUGCCGGAUCUUAUCUCGGUAUUGGGAGCCGACGGAGAGGCCCUUGGAACCCAGGAAUUGAGAUAUGGACUGAAGGUGGAUGUGAUUGCUAUGGCGGCGCAUCCGCUGUGGACAGCUGAUGAGAGAGGGUUGAGAGUUGGAGGACCUGAAGGGUUUGGUCUGGAUAUGGAGUUUAAAAGUUUGGGUCCUUAUCAAAAGCCGAGGAGUGUGAUCGAGGAGUUCAACACGAAUCUGCAGCCUUAG